ACCGACUCGCCGUUAUCAGCCGCGGAGGCUCCGGGCUGUCAAAAGUACACAGACAUCAAUAAUCGCGGGUCCAAUGGUCAGGCGGCCCCGCCAGCGUCUGCCCGCCUCACACUGCGGGCGGACCUGAACCCGCGCGGACGCAUCCUCAGCAAGGAAAGUUCGGCUGGUGCAGAGAUGUCAGAACCGACCCGGUUCGUGAGUCCCUUCCACAGACCGCGGAUGGUGGCCGCCGCGGCUCCGGCGGGGAAAGCCAAGCUCACCCACCCCGGGAAGGCGAUCCUAGCGGGUGGAAUUGCUGGAGGAAUAGAGAUCUGCAUCACCUUCCCUACAGAGUACGUUAAGACUCAGCUGCAGCUCGACGAGAAAGCCAACCCCCCCAAAUACAGAGGAAUCUCCGACUGUGUGAAGCAGACGGUCAGCGGUCACGGCGUGCGGGGACUCUACCGCGGUCUGAGCUCGCUGGUCUACGGUUCCAUUCCCAAAGCCGCCGUCAGAUUCGGCAUGUUCGAGUUCCUCAGUAAUAAAAUGCGGGACGAGAGCGGAAAACUGGACAGCAAACGAGGAUUCCUGUGCGGGCUCGGCGCCGGAGUUGCAGAGGCCGUGGUCGUUGUCUGCCCCAUGGAGACCGUUAAGGUCAAAUUCAUUCAUGAUCAGACGUCAGCAAACCCAAAGUACAGAGGCUUUUUCCAUGGAGUUCGGGAGAUCGUCAGGACUGAAGGACUGAAGGGAACCUAUCAGGGGCUGACGGCUACGGUUCUGAAACAAGGAUCCAACCAGGCCAUCCGCUUUUAUGUCAUGACCUCUCUGAGGAACUGGUACAAAGGAGAUGAUCCCGACAAAGCCAUCAACCCCAUGCUGACCGGACUGUUUGGAGCGGUCGCCGGUGCCGCCAGCGUGUUCGGAAACACUCCUCUGGACGUCAUCAAGACCAGAAUGCAGGGACUUGAAGCUCACAAGUACAAGAGCACGGCGGACUGCGCCAUGAAGAUCAUGAGGCACGAAGGCCCGAUGGCAUUCUACAAAGGUACUGUCCCCCGCCUGGGUCGGGUUUGUUUGGACGUCGCCAUCGUCUUCAUCAUCUAUGAGGAGGUGGUGAAGGUGCUGAACGUGGUCUGGAAGACGGACUGAGGUGGAAACAGGAGAGCUCUGGCAGGCUGCCCUGGGCUCCUAGCAUCUACCUCCAAGUGUUAUGAAACAGGAAAAAAAGACUAACAUUGGUUUUAUUUGUCAUGUUGUUAAAAGCAUUAGAAGAAAAGCUCUUGGAGGUGGAGGUGCUGCUCACAUUUGACCUCUUUGCCCUAAAAAUCUGUUGAGCUCAGGGAUCUGAAGAGCAGAGAAAUGUGAGCACUAACCACCGCUGGAUGCACUUAAUCAUAGAGAAACCGAGAACAUGAAGGUUUCAGGAGCAAAGCUUUUCUAAUUUCUAAUGUGAUUGAUGUAUGUAGUGAUUUUCAGAUGUCAUCUGCUGCCCAGCAGCAGCUCAAUGCCUUAGAUCGCAGAUCUUCAGAUGAGAACGUGCAGAGAGCUUGUUCUGCUCGGAAACGCACAUUUCCUUUAAGGACGCAGUUGAAGGUGGCUUUGUUUUUAAUUAGCAGAGAUGUUUUAUGCUAAAUGAACCAACCCGAUGGAUGUCUUAAAAAGUGCCUAUGUGUAUUUUUAUGAUUUGUUUUAAGAUUACCAGUGAGUGAAUGUUAACCUCGUCACUACAGACUGGAACAUUGUGCUCCGCCUCACACUGCUCUCUCAUUCCAUGCAGUUCUUUUCAGUUUGCAAGUUUUAACCUUUCCAUUUUUGAGAUGACAGGUGCCUUUCAUCGCAUUCCACGCGGCGGUCUCACCGCUCAUGUUUCCUUCGCUUUCACAUCACGAUGUUCUGCUGCUCCUGGUUAGGGGUGGAGCUCCAUGACGGAGUCUGGCUCGUUUACAUGCAGUCCAAUUCCAUGUUUUCCUGCUCAGACAGCCUUUGACACGGUACCUUAUACUGUGCGCUGUUCGCUUUAUCGACAGCUUUUUAUAUUAACAGAUGGAAAGUACUCUUAAGAGUUAAAAACCUUGUAUUGUGCCUUGAAACUAAUUCUAAUGUGAAUGCUCAUCAAUAAACAUGGAUAGGACUGUU
This is a messenger RNA of Oryzias latipes (Japanese medaka), 2115 nucleotides long. RefSeq names its product slc25a1 solute carrier family 25 member 1b (gene slc25a1b). Gene Ontology annotation, cellular component: mitochondrion. The record is from RefSeq and is a predicted model, not a curated record. Gene Ontology annotation, molecular function: citrate secondary active transmembrane transporter activity. NCBI's taxonomy places the organism in Eukaryota, Metazoa, Chordata, Actinopteri, Beloniformes, Adrianichthyidae. Gene Ontology annotation, biological process: mitochondrial citrate transmembrane transport.